AUGAGCGGGCAUAUCGCAAACCAUUCCUCGUACCUUUCCGACGAGUUCCUCAUUUCCUGCGGGACCGUGACGCUUGACAUCAAGGCGAACAAGGUUCUCCUCGUCAGAGUGCGAAAGGUAACAGAUGCCGGGCCAAUCUAUGAAACAAUCCUCCCCCGAAGCCCCAAACUCAGGAGAGAGCCCUGCAAGGCCGCAGCUCUGCGAGCAACAUUUGAGCAGACUGGAAUACAGGUACAGCCACUGCCUGCUGGUCACUUCACUCUCGCGGUCGACCCAGUGUCUCGACGACAAUCACAAGAAGGUCUUCUCACUGAGCCCAUCGGUAUAAUUCAAACCAUAUACGAAGAUGGCAUCGAAAUAAUCUUCUUUUAUGUUGCCUGGGCAGACUCGACCAUUCCUCAUGUCCAAAUGGUAUGGCCGGAGGGUGUGGAUUUCCAGCCCAGCUGGCAGGAUCUCGACGACGCCAACAGUUUUCUCUCUCGUCUUUACGAACGGCGCAUGUUGGAGGAGGCCAUGCGCGCAGUCGUGAGGGCACUGAGCCUUGUUACAAAUGCUUUAACGCCUGCGUAA
This is a messenger RNA of Fusarium poae, 570 nucleotides long. RefSeq lists its product as uncharacterized. The transcript has a single exon. Lineage: Eukaryota; Fungi; Ascomycota; Sordariomycetes; Hypocreales; Nectriaceae. The record is from RefSeq and is a predicted model, not a curated record. The coding region runs from base 1 to 570 and encodes 189 amino acids.